AUGGCGUUCGAGCACAGGCCCUUCAUACCCACACGGAUUGCAGAGCAAACGGCUCUUGCGCCCAGUGCCUACGCCUUCCAGAGACGCCUGGCCCUGCUGGCGAUCUUCGGCUUGCUGGCUGGAGCAGCUGCUGGUGCUUGGCUCCUGGUGAAACUGUUGCUGAAGCCCUUCCACCUUCAAGAACCAGGAAUCCCCCUGCACACAGAAGCUGCUGCGGCAAAGUGCACCAGCACUAUGAGAGGAGAGGAGAAGAGCCCCGGACCGCCCUUGGGAAGUGCCAGUGGCGAGAGAGGACGACUGUCCCCGGCAUCAUGCAGGCCCGGGCUUGGAAAGGCCCCGGGACAUGAGCAAGCUGCUUCUCCAAUCCUUUCAGUGUUUUUCAGAGUAAACAGAAGCAACUUCUUGUUAGAGGUUCAGGUGGAAGGUCGCUCCAGCUGGCUUCUGUUGUGCCAUGAGAACUGGGACGUCUCCCUGGGGACAAAGUUCUGCAGGCAGAUGGGUCACAGCGGACUCGCCCAUCACAAAGGGGUGAACCUCACGGACGUGAAGGUGAGCAGCUCCCAAGAGUUUCUUCAGAUUGUGCCCAACUGGAAGAAGAGCGCCAAAGAUGGGUGGCAGAUCAGGAGCAGAUGCCCUUCGGGUCGAAUUGUGGCUCUGAAGUGUUCUGAGCAUGGCACCCACUCCAUGGCAUCCCGGAGACGCUGGCCCUGGCAGGUCAGCCUUCGUCUUGACGCCACCCGGGUCUGCGGAGGCGCCGUGGUGUCAGCCAGAUGGAUAGUCACAGCUGCUCACUGCGUUGACCGGCCCCUCCUGCUUUCCAGCUGGUCGGCCCUGGUCGGGCUGGAUGCCCACUCCGGUGGGGAAGUGGAGAUGGUGGUGCCCCAUCCCGGUUACGACAGCAGGCGCCACGACGACGACAUUGCUCUGCUGAAGCUGAAGGAGCCGCUGCGUUUCUCCGAGACUGUCCGGGCUGCUUGCUUGCCUCAGCGCCCUUUCGACCACCUCGACAACGGCUCCUGCUGGAUCUUGGCGCAAGACAACUCAUGGCUGGAAAACGGUAAACAUCCACCAGGAGGCUGGCCAGCCCUGUCCUUCACCCGUGAGGAGGAGCUGCCGCCCGGUGAGCGAGGAAUUCCACACCAAAACCGUUGCCCGGAUGCACAUUCAGCCAGGGAGAUGUGAAAAGGCCACUGUUCUUUACCAUUUUGAAAGUACGGCUCAGCUUUUCCCCAGAAAAUACCUUUAUCCA
Messenger RNA from Varanus komodoensis (Komodo dragon), 1249 nucleotides. It is a transcript of the gene TMPRSS5, whose product is annotated as transmembrane serine protease 5. The coding region runs from base 1 to 1182 and encodes 393 amino acids. The record is from RefSeq and is a predicted model, not a curated record. NCBI's taxonomy places the organism in Eukaryota, Metazoa, Chordata, Lepidosauria, Squamata, Varanidae. Gene Ontology annotation, cellular component: membrane. The transcript has 9 exons. Gene Ontology annotation, biological process: proteolysis. Gene Ontology annotation, molecular function: serine-type endopeptidase activity.